This is a messenger RNA of Phytophthora sojae, 801 nucleotides long. RefSeq lists its product as hypothetical. The coding region runs from base 1 to 801 and encodes 266 amino acids. The record is from RefSeq and is a predicted model, not a curated record. The transcript is spliced from 2 exons. NCBI's taxonomy places the organism in Eukaryota, Oomycota, Peronosporomycetes, Peronosporales, Peronosporaceae.
AUGUCUUCGGGCUUGGGAGGUACGUGUGCUCAUGAUUUCCUGGAUGGUCUCAUCUCGCACGCGUCUGUCCAGUUCGCUCCGCACCCCGGGGUGUUGAUUCGGCUCUACGAUUUUCAAUUUGGGACUCGCGGACUCUCCAUUAUGCACCUCGCAUUUAUGGACCGCGUGGAAAAGAUGACUUGGGUACAAACGCGUCACACCAAUAUGCAGAAUUUUUCCUACAUCGUCGCUCUACCGGCACCGCUAUUUCCGACCUCGUCGGCCGAAGUCGUCUCGGCGAUCAACAGCCUUCAUACCUACUGCGCUAGCUUUGCGUCGUCGGAGGUGGUCGACUUGGUGCAGCGGAUCCACGCGUUUGCGCUCGAGGAAGCGGGGUCGGCAGUAUGGGCACCAUCCGACCUGCCUCCUUUUGUCUACUGGGUGGACGGUAUCCUCGAGUCGUUUCGUGCCGCCGCUGUCCGGGACAUCGCGGGUGGCUCCUCCCGCCGUUGUGUGAAGGACACGCAACACCGGAGCCGGGUCGUACAGCAGGUCGCGCGCAGACCUGAGCAGGACGCAGCCCAGCAGCGCGGCAGUCAGCGCAGUUCCUCCGAGCGCUCGCAGUAUCUCCCCCAGCAGAAUGGACGAAAGUUGUGUCUUCGGUCGCUGUCCCGGCGCGGGUGCCCCGGUGUGGUGGGUGCGUCAUCACAGUACAUCUACCCUGAUCGCGCCCACUUCACCCCGACAACCCUACCAGAAGAUGCCCGGGCGUUUAUCCAGCGGCAGCUCGGCGGCUUGACUCUGUCUUUCCAACGGUUAUGA